GCGGCGCUCCGGCAGUCAGUAUUGAGCGGCUGGCGGUGUCACCUGGUCGGAGAGUCCGGCGAUUGAUCGCACAGAGUCAGCCCGAGCUCACCCUGGAUUCCCGGAGCUCGUCACCAUGCUUGGCCGGCUAUAGGAGCUCCAUGGAGCUAGCCAACUUCUACGAGGUCGAGUCCCGGCCAUCCAUGAGCGCCCAGCCUCAGCAGCACGCCGCCUACGGCUACAGGGAGCCCCCCGCCGCCACCGGGGACGUGACCGAGCUGUGCGACAACGAGAACUCCAUAGACAUCAGCGCCUACAUCGACCCGGCCGCCUUCAACGACGAGUUCCUGGCCGAUCUCUUCCAUAACAGCAAGCAGGACCGAGCCAAGACCACCAUGGACUACCAGCAGGGCCACCCUCCUAUGUAUGGCUGCAUGGCCACCUACCUGGACAGCAAGAUGGACAAUGGCCUGAGGCCCCUGGUCAUCAAACAGGAGCCCCGGGGGGAGGAUGAGGAGGCCAACCGGGUGUCUCUAGCUGCCCUCUACCCUCACCCUGCCAACCAGCACCCAUCCCACCUGCAGUACCAGGUAGCCCACUGUGCCCAGACCACCAUGCACCUGCAGCCUGGGCACCCGACUCCACCGCCCACCCCAGUGCCAAGUCCUCACCACCUUCCCCAUCACCACCAUCAUCACCACCACCAGCUGCAAGCCUCCUCCUCCUCCAAGGCAAUGUCCUCUUCAUCUUCCAGCUCUUCUUCUUCAUCAGAGACCAGAGGCAAGUCCAAAAAAUGGGUGGACAAAGGCAGCACAGAGUACAGGGUGAGGAGGGAGAGGAACAACAUAGCGGUCAGGAAGAGCAGGGACAAGGCUAAGAUGAGGAACGUUGAGACCCAACAGAAGGUGCUUGAGUUGUCCAAUGACAACGAAAAGUUGAGGAAGAGGGUGGAACAGCUGAGCAGGGAGCUGGAGACCCUCAGGGGCAUCUUCAGGCAGCUGCCAGAGAGCUCUCUGGUCAAAGUGAUGGGCAACUGUGCAUGAGGUCCAACCCAACCUCCUCAUUCUUGAUGCUUCCCUCCCCCCAACCCAUCUCUUGUGGAUCCUUACCAAGUGCCAAGAGUGAUAAGGACACUUUCAUGAACUUGGAUCCCAGACUUUGACUUUUUUUUCUUUCUCUCUAUGUUGCAUGAGGUCAAACUCAACCUCCAAAUUCUAGACUUCCAGUCCACCCUCCAUCUCCUGUGGAUCCUACCUAAGCAUCAAGAGUGGUAAGGACACUUCCAAAAACUUGGAUCCCAACCUUUGACUCUUUUUUCUUUCUCUCUAUGCUGCAUGAGGUCCAACUCAACCUCAAAAACUCUAGACUUUCACCCUCCAUCUCCUAUGGAUCCUACCAAAGCACCAAGAGUGGUAAGGACACUUCUGAGAACUUGGAUCCCAACCUUUGACUCUUUUUCUUUCUCUCUAUGUUGCAUGAGGUCCAACUCAACCUCAAAAACUCUAGACUUUCACCCUCCAUCUCCUGUGGAUCCCACCAAAGCACCAAGAGGGAUAAGGACACUUCCGAGAACUUGGAUCCCAACCUUUGACUCUUUUUCUUUCUCUCUCUGUUGCAUGAGGUCCAACUCAACCUCAAAAACUCUAGACUUUCACCCUCCAUCUCCUGUGGAUCCUACCAAAGCACCAAGAGUGGUAAGGACACUUCCGAGAACUUGGAUCCCAACAUUUGACUCUUUUUCUUUCUCUCUAUGUUGCAUGAGGUUCAACUCGACUUCCAAAUUCAUGACUUUCCCUCUCAAUCCAUCCUCCAUUUCCAGUGGAUCCUGACCAAGCACCAAGAGUGAUAAGAACACAUGUCCAUGAACUUGGAUCUCAGCCUUUGACCCCCCCCCCCCCCCCCAUCUCUCUUUCUACAGUUUUGCCAAAACAUUGGAUAUUUGUAUUUGUCCACCAGGCCCCUUUUUUGAUUGUGGUGACCACUUUGCAAGACAGUUAUGGUUAACUUCUCACAACCCGGUGCUAACGAAGUUGUGAGGAGCCACUAUUAGUCAACCACAGUCUACCAAAUGCUGUACUUUUUUUUAUGGUUCUUAUUUCUUAUUUUUUUUAUACUGUUUGUAAGAAAAAAAAAAGUUUUGAAUAACUUCUAUGCAACCUGUGGCUGGUCAAACUUUUUUUUUAUUAUGUUUUUUUUUUUUAAGGGGCAGUAAAGUUUGGUAAUUGUUGAAGAACAGUUUGCUGCAACUCCCAAUGGCAUUUUGGUGGGGUAAAUAACAAAAUCCUAUAGGACAAGCCCAGUAGGUCACAGGACGGGCAACCUUUUGGCCUUGGGUUGUUUUGGCAUCGCAGACUCCAGCGUGCCCUGUCAACACCGGAAAUACUGGAAGUUUUGGUGCCAACCCAGCUGGUGGCUUUAGGUUGACGUAUCGGUUUCUGGCAUGAUGGGUUUGGCUAUGAACAGGGGCAGUAAGAAAAGUUUUCUGCCACUCUCAAUGGCAUUUAGUGGAGUAAAUUAAUAAGGAGGUGAUCGGGAUUAUAUAGCACAAGCCCAGUAGGUCACAGGACGGGCAACCUUUUGGCCUUGGGUUGUUUUGGCAUCACAGACUCCAGCGUGCCCUGUCAACACAGGAAAUACUGGAAGUUUUGGUGCCAACCCAGCUGGUGGCUUUAGGUUGACGAAUUGGUUUCUGGCACGAUGGGUUUGGCUAUGAACAGGGGCGGCAAAGUUUGGUAAGAAAAGUUUUCUGCGACCCUCAAUGGCAUUUAGUGGAGUUAAUAAAUAAGGAGGUGAUCGGAUUCUAUAGCACGAGCCCAAUAGGUCACAGGACGGGCAACCUUUUGGCCUUGGGUUGUUUUGGCAUCACAGACUCCAGCGUGCCCUGUCAACACAGGAGAUACUGGAAGUUUUGGUGCCAACCCAGCUGGUGACUUUAGGUUGAUGGAUUGGUUUCUGGCAUGAUGGGUUUGGCUAUGAACAGGGGCAGGUGGAAAAGUUUUCUGCCACUCUCAAUGGCAUUUAGUGGAGUAAAUAAAUAAGGAGGUGAUCGGAUUCUAUAGCACAAGCCCAGUAGGUCACAGGACAGGUUCAGGCAACUUUUAGCUUCUGGUUGUGUUGGCACCACAAACUCCAGGGUGCCUUUUCAACACUGGAGGUUUUUGAUGCCAGCCCCACCAAUAGCUUGAGAUUGGCAUAUGAUGGGCUUUGCUAUGAACAGGGUAUAAUGAUGCACCUUUUUUUUUUAAAAAGUGCCUUCUCCUCAAUCAUAAUUUGGUGUAUCUGUUACUGUAAAUCUCGACCUCCAGUGCAGCUCAUUAACUCACCAGCAGAUUAUCUAUCAGGAGUUUAUGAUAUGAAGCAGAUAUGGACUUCUACAAAUAUUUAUAUAUGUAUUUCUUCAAUUCAUAGACAAGCUUUAUUCAGGAUAAGCCCUUGCCUUCACUUUCAGAGACGAUCAAUGUGCCAAGAGACUUUUUUUUUUUUUUUUUUUUUUUUAUUGAACGCACAAAACUUAUUUAAUGAUUUCAAUGACAAGCUGCAUUGUGGAGUAAAGGGAAUGGUGUCUUUGUGUGACACAGGCCAUCACAUUAUCAUACUGUAUUACAGAAUAAUAAUAAAAAAAAACACAUUAAGGCAUUUUUAUAAAAAAAAAAAA
Messenger RNA from Rana temporaria (common frog), 3634 nucleotides. RefSeq names its product CCAAT enhancer binding protein alpha (gene CEBPA). The transcript is spliced from 2 exons. Lineage: Eukaryota; Metazoa; Chordata; Amphibia; Anura; Ranidae. Gene Ontology annotation, molecular function: DNA-binding transcription factor activity, RNA polymerase II-specific; RNA polymerase II cis-regulatory region sequence-specific DNA binding. Gene Ontology annotation, biological process: DNA-templated transcription; myeloid cell differentiation; regulation of transcription by RNA polymerase II. The record is from RefSeq and is a predicted model, not a curated record. Bases 141 to 1022 code for a protein of 293 amino acids.